This is a messenger RNA of Corythoichthys intestinalis (scribbled pipefish), 7844 nucleotides long. RefSeq names its product plexin C1 (gene plxnc1). NCBI's taxonomy places the organism in Eukaryota, Metazoa, Chordata, Actinopteri, Syngnathiformes, Syngnathidae. Gene Ontology annotation, cellular component: plasma membrane; semaphorin receptor complex. The record is from RefSeq and is a predicted model, not a curated record. The coding region runs from base 1302 to 5864 and encodes 1520 amino acids. The transcript has 29 exons. Gene Ontology annotation, biological process: regulation of GTPase activity; negative regulation of cell adhesion; positive regulation of axonogenesis. Gene Ontology annotation, molecular function: semaphorin receptor activity; protein binding.
CAAAAAUGGUAACACUAGUUAGCAUACAUGUAUCAGACUUGCAAUCUUUUUGAUAAAUCUAAGUAACUGAAGUUCUGUGUGCGUGUCUUCACAUUUUUUAAGAGGCACGUGGACGACGAGGCGCGUGUAUAAAAGACUCUUGAUGAAAGCGUAGAUCUAUUGUCCAGAUAAGGGUGACGGAUUCAUUGUAGAGAAGCAAUCGGGUUUUAUUUUGAUCGGUUAUGCCAAAUACCGAUGUACUGUCCGCUAGAUAACUCAAAAGCGAAUAAAGGGAUACCCAGUCUUGCAGGAUGUUUGUAGUAUGAACUGAAAGAGGUGAUUGAGGUCGUGAGGUCAAAGGUUACAGAGGUCAGUGAAGGAAUUUCUGCUUUUUUUUGUCCCACAAUUUUUUUUAAAUCCUCUUUUUUUUUUAGCUUUUUAUUAACAGAAAUGUGUAUUUACCAGUUCACGAGAGCUGUCAAUUUUCUGUUUAAAAGAAAAUAAAGGACUCAUCCUACCUGACUUUCCCACUCCCGCUCGCCCCAAAACCGCCAGUUUCACCUCCGGACUUUUGGCCAUGAUGGCGGGCCGAUGGGCGAGCUCUCCGGUCAACCCUCCAUCUCCUUGUCCACACUGGAGAAAAUGAAGUCUAGGGAGAAAGCGCGGUUAAUUUCACAGUCCUUCUCUCAAUCACUCUCGCAAACUUAGCAGCCAAGAAAACUCCCCGUCAUUGGCCGAGAAGUGUCGUUAAACUUCUAAAGUUAGGGUGUGGCAACCCUCCAACAACACUCCCGUCCACAUGGGAGCUUCUGUAAUCAUUUCCCUAUUAUGCUGGCACUCGCAUGCCCAUACAUGGCGGCUGUCUGCUCUUUUUUUUUUUUCCAGGCACUGACAUCCCUGAGCUGUUACACUGAUUACCAUUGAGAUUAAUCCAAGUGUCGGAGAUGUACGAAUGCAUUUGCAAUAAGUGAAACGAGAGAGCGCUCUAAACCUCGGCUAAUAGAUUUUCUACAGUCUAACUUGCCAGAAACGGCACAGCCAUCUGAAAAAGCAGGCCAACCGUGCGCCUAUUACAUUGAUUUUUUUUUUUAAAUGAACUAUCUGUAUCUUGCUUCCCUUCUGUUUCACAGUGGACAAAUAUUACUGCAGUCAGCCAGAGAGCAACUCCCACGCAGCAAAAGGGAAACACCAGUCUGCGAUUGUAUCUCGGAAACUCGCUCCCUCCCACUCGAGACACUUCUCCUCUACGGCGAGGCGCUCGAGGCGUUUACGCAGCACUCUGAGAGCCAUGCGAGGCGUUCAGCUGACAACAGCGCAAGAGGAUGCUCUUACUGCUUCUGUCCAUUUGUCUCCUCUGGCCCGGAGCCGAGACCACGGGCAGGAACUUUACUGUGGACGGGGAGAUCCGUCACCUGGUCGCCACAGAUGACACGCUUUACGUGGCCACAGAAGAUAAGCUAUACCAGCUGAAGCGGGACUUGACUUUGGUGUACACUCUCAACCAGAAAGGCGUCCUAACGGGGAAUAUUGACAAGGCCGUGUUUUCCCGGGUGACUGAUGGAGAUCCGUGGAACACCACGUUCAGCGUCAACGUCUUGUUACCCGUGAACGGAAUGCUUAUAAGUUGCGGCGUGACCAACGAAUGCGGCUAUUGCGAGGUGUUGGCGUUGGACGACAUUUCCACAACGGUGCACAACGAGACUAUUCUAGUGGGAUCCAAAAAGCGCAAAAGCACCUCCGUGGCUUUCCUGGUGUUGCUCCCGCCAGCCCCCCCGUCAGCCACCCAGCCAGCCACUCCCAGAGCCAACCCAGAAUUCUACAUCUUGGCAGCCACCCAGCAACGCAAAGGUGAAGAUCCACAGAUCUGUGAAAACCCUAAGGCCGUGUACCUCCACAACAGUGGAAUGGGACAAGACAUCUUUUCCUUCGGCGGUGACGGUACCAACCCGAGCAUUGAAAGCAACAAAGACGUAGACUUUUUGGACGGAUUCCAGAUUAAUUCCACAAUUUAUCUAUUCGCCAACGUGCUUGACCCAACGCGCGGCAACGACAGAGUUCGGCUCGUUUGGCUCACAGCUAAAGCGAAAAAACUGGCCACGUUUAAAUCUCUGCGUGGAGCUUAUUUCUCAGUCCCAAAAGGCUGCAGACUAGCAGCUUCCUCUGCGGUCUCGCCCGGUCUUUCUUCGGCCGUGCUGUGGGCCGGCAUCUUCCACGCCGACAGUGAUGCGAGGGGCACCCAGUUGCUUCUGUUUGACAUCAGUCCUCCUCUGGACCCAUAUCCGUAUACCGACCGAGAUUUCUGCAGCCCCACCUGCGGCGCCCAAAAGAAUGAGACCAAAGCGUUGAAGCCACUGAAGGUGCUCUUCAAACAGACCUCUAUGACAUCUGUACUAGCCACAACACAAGGGAGCUGGAUGGUGUUCUUCAUCGGGACGGCGGACGGGCAACUCAUUAAGCUAAGUGUGGACGAAAAGUAUCAGAUCGCUUGCCCCACAAUGCUAUACCGCACUAACGACGAUAGAAAAGUGUUCCCCAGGAUGCACCUGGACCUGGACGGCAAACACGUGUACGCGGCUUUUGCUAAGCAGGUGCAUCGUGUGCCCGUGUCCGAGUGCGGCAGGCACAAAAAUCUAAAGGAUUGCUGGUCAGCGGAGGAUCCCAGUUGCGUGUGGUGCGAGGGCCAAAACAGUUGCACAUUUAAGGACGAAUGCCAAAACUCCGACUGGUUGUCCUUUCCUAAUAUUUACCAGAAAAAGAUGAUUUCCUACAUGGUUAAAAAGCAAAGUUCUGGUCAGAUCCACCUGGUUGUUGACACGCAUGUGAACGUUCAUCUGAAAGGCACCACCAGAUUUGCUUGUCAGUUCUCUGCAAGUUCUGGCAAGCUAUGCGUAUGGGACGGUCCGAGCCCGACAUUCCCAAAUUGUACUUGCAUACUCUUAAACGGGACUCAACUUCCGAGUAAAGGCUUGAACGUGGUGGUGAAAUUCCGACUUGGGUCGAUGAAUUUUCAGGAAACAAUAAAGCUAAUGACCUGCUCGGACAUCGCGGGUUCACCGACUUCCGCUCUGUGCCAGAGUUGUUUGGACGUUGGCUGCAGCUGGAGUAAAAAUGUUUGUUCCUGGGCGACUGAAAAUGGAACGGAUGACCAGAUUUGUCAAAUGAUACCGUCCCAAAUGAACAUUUCCAAGCCAGAGAUCUCCUCCAUCAUGCCCGACGUCGUGUCUUUCUUCGGCCACAAGGGCGCCGUUAUGACCGGCUACAACCUCAGUCGCGUGACCAGAGUGAGGAUACGGACUGCAGCGGACUGCGCGCCAUUGGAGUCUCCCGUAUGGAGCAACAAUGGCACAAACCUGAUUUUCCACAUUCCCGCCAUUCAGAGUAAAGGAACAGGGCAGGUUUGCGUCGUCCUCCCAGAUGGUAGUUGCUACGGCAACAGCGCGGUGACCUACACAUCAGCCCCGUCUUGCUAUUCCAUCACUCCAACAACCACUUGGGGCAGUGGAAAAAGGAAGAUUACACUACUCGGGUCCAAACUUGAAUUUGUCGACGGAAUCCUGCACAGUCACAGCUUACAGGAAGUCAGCAAUCCCACAAGCAAAAACCCACACAAUCUGACUUAUUUCACACCUUCAGUCAAGAGUCCUUAUCGGGUUUUUACUAGCAUCCUGUCCCUGAAAGUAUCUAAUGAAACGCUAGCCUGCUCGCAGUCCCUCAUCUACUAUCCUGAACCUGAAUUCACCAGUUUCACCUCCACGAGAACUGGGGAGGUGGUUCGAGUCACCAUACAGAAAACAGCCGAUAACCUGAACAUGAGCAUCAAAGACGUUUCGGCGUUUGGCGUUUAUGAGGGAAAGGAUUUCCCUUGCAUCAUGGAGGCCAAAGAACAUAGCAACCAAACGGAUUUUUUCAUCUGUGAAAUUCAUAAUGUGCCGGACCUAAAAUUCCGCAAAUUAAAGGUUUCAUAUGGCGGUGAAACCAUCCUGCUGCGGAACACCUCCCCUGUCCUCACCCUUAUGUUGUUCGUCCUGCUGCUUAUUCCUGUUAUUAUUAUCGCGGUGAUUCUGGUUUACCGGCGCCAGCGAAAACAGCUGACAGAGAAGAUGAACAAGCACGUGGAAACCCUGGAACUCGACAUCAGGAAUGACAUCAGACAAGGUUUCGUUGACAUGCAGACCGAAAAGGUGGAUCUGCUCGACAACAUCAGCGCAAUUCCCUUCCUGGACUACAAGCACUUUGCUUCCAGAAUCUUCUUCCCUGAGAACGAAGCUUUUACGGCGUCAUGCGUGGCCGACGUGGGUCAACACGCAGUCAAAGUACAACUUGACGAGAGUUGCCAGGCUUUCUCGGAGCUGAUCCAGGACCGACGUUUUCUUACGUGCACGGUGCACACGGUGGAAGCGCAGAAAAGCUUCACUAUUAAAGACAAGUGCGCGUUGGCGUCCCUGCUGACGGUGGCACUCCACGGCAACUUGUUGUAUCUUACGGAUAUAAUGGAAACACUGCUGAAGGAUCUGAUGAAGAAAAACGGCAGCGCUCAGCCUAAAAUGCUGCUUCGCCGCACAGAGUCUGUUGUGGAGAAGCUCCUGACCAACUGGAUGUCCAUUUGCCUUUACGGCUUUUUGAGGGAGAGCGCCGGCCAGCAUUUGUUCUUGCUCGUGAGCGCUCUCACGCAGCAAAUUGCUCGCGGACCGGUGGACCGCGUGACGGAAAAAGCGCAGUAUACGCUCAGUGAGGAUUGGCUCUUGUGGCAGGCACCAGAUUUCACUUCUCUGAAGCUGAAGGCGUUAUUCGCCGUGGGCAGUGAUGGCGAGGUCAGCGAGCCCCUGGAGGUGGUGGCUCUCAGUUGUGACACGGUGGAGCAGCUCAAGGAGAAAAUUCUCACAACCUUCAAGGCCAAGUUCGGCUUCACUUACAACAGCCCGCAAAUGAGCGUUCAUAUCGAGUUUGAAAGGAACGGAAACUUUGCCGCUCUUGAGGAAGUUGACGCCAGCUCUGAAGUUAUGGGGGAGGUGACCAUGCUGAACACGCUUCAGCACUAUAAGGUUCCGGACGGCGCUACAGUCAAGGUGCUAUCCAGAAAAAACCCUUCCGUCAGCCCGCAGUCUAGUCUGAAGGACGAUCAAGACCUCUCAGAGAAAUACUUUCACUUGAUCAAUCCCGAUGUCGAGGCGGACAAGGGAACAAGUCCGGAGAGGAAGAAGUUAAAACUGAAGGAAGUGCACCUCACCAAACUGCUGUCUACCAAGGUGGCGGUACAUUCGUUUGUGGAGAACUUGUUCAAGUCCAUCUGGGGGAUGCCCAACUGCAGAGCACCUCAGGCUGUCAAGUACUUCUUUGACUUCCUCGACAGUCAAGCAGACAAUAUGAAAAUCCCAGAUCCGGAUGUACUGCACAUUUGGAAGACUAAUAGCUUACCACUGCGCUUCUGGGUAAACAUCCUGAAGAAUCCUCAGUUUGUCUUCGACAUGGACAAAAGUCCGCACCUGGACGGCUGCUUGUCUGUUAUUGCUCAGGCCUUCAUGGACUCCUUCUCUCUCAGCGACACGCAGCUGGGCAAGCACACGCCCACCAACAAACUGCUGUACGCCAAAGACAUUCCAAAGUACAAGCAGGAAGUCAAAGAGUACUACCGGCUAGUCGCGGAGCAGCCGCCCAUCACGCGAGCCGAGUUUGAGGACUUCUUGCGCGAGGAGUCAAAGAAGCACGAAAACGAGUUCAACGAAGGAGCGGCGCUGAAGGAACUCUACAAGAUCAUCAAGCGAUACUUUCCAGAGGUGGAAGCGGAGCUGGAGCGGAUUGGUCUCCCGGGGGAAGGGCUACAGAAGGUGAGGGACCUCUUCGAGGGGAUGAAGAGCUGCCCCUGGAGUACAGAAGGAGUGUUGUAACUCGAAACAAGACAAAACAGGAAGACUCUUACUUCUCUCACCAAGAUGAGUACAAAAUGCUUCUAAAAUGUUUAUUCAACAUGGAUGGUGCAGUUGCAGUCGACAUUCAAUGUUAAUGAAUGUAAACACUGUUGACAGACAGCAGGCAACUGAUGUAAAUAUUAUUGCUCACUAGUGUAACUGUUCACUCGGAGUUGUAUAUUUUGCCACGAUGUCACUUUGGAUGUUUCUGUGUGCUCUACCACCAAUGUGACCAAAUAAACUGAUUAAGAAGUUUAUUUGUUUAUUUACGCAUUGGAAAGUGUUUCUUUCCAACGCGCAGAGGUGGAAAAUACUCUCAGGUUUUGGUGGUGUUUAAGUGACUGUGACGGCAUGUUGCCCCUGUGCAAAAAUAGUACGGACUGGUGGCCAACAGGAUUUAAAAAAAAAAAAAAAAGCGCAUAACAGUUUUGUGUUGACCGAAAAGCGCUUUUCAAAUGUGAAUCAUGCUGUGUUGCGUUUCAAUCAGAAAUGACUGGCUAAUAAAAUACUUUUGCAAUGAUCAUGUGCAUAUUUAUGUAUCGUCCACGACCCAGUUAUACCACAUACCAAAAAAAUAAGUAUUUAUUUAGUCUUUAACGGUUUCAAAUUGGUGCACCAAUAUUAAAAUCAUUGAAUAUCUUUAGCAUAGCCGACAGAGCUGCCGCAACCCGGACGAAGACGAAUAGCUUGCAAGCAAUAAUGAAAGUGCAACUCUUACAUCUUGCUCCUUAUAAAAUGUAUUGAAAUUGGGCUUGGGUAACCUUUAUGAAGUGAUGGGUUUAAUAUACUUGUUAUGUACAGUAUUUAGAUUUUUUUAAACAUACUGUAUAUUUGGUAAAGUAAAAUGUUUCAGGUAGUACUGUUUACGCCUUAAUGUGACAUCAAAAAUGAAGGUCUGUGCUCCCUGGAAAAAUCACUAAAUACACAAGUAGAGUCGAGUGCUUCUCUACUAUGAAAUUUAGGUAGCUUGGUGUCCAGCUUUUAACGCUGGGUGUUUGUUUGCCAGUGGUACAUAUUAGUGAUGGGUUCAGUGACACUAAUGCGCCGGCGCGCGCGUCGAGCUCAUGGUUCAAAAGGAAGCGUGUCUGUCAACGCGAUGGAGCUGCUGAAACAAUCCACAUUUCAUUGGUUACUUCCUCGUUGUCUACAUGCUGUGGAAAUGUCGCAUUUGUACUUUCAACCUGUCAUAUACAAACUGUAGCCACCUCCUCAAUGCUGAAGCAUUAUUGGGCCAAGCAUGAGAAUGAAGUUUCUGAUAAUCCGAAACACAGGUAUAGAGCCAUUCCUUUACUUUCCCACAGUAGCUUUUUUGGUCAUUUAUUAGAAAUUGGUAAUUAAGCCAUAAUUUAUUUAUGGUCUACUUCAAUUUUUUUUCUGAUGGGCUAUGGUACCACUUAGAUGACGAAGUGGGGAGUCAAGGAGGCAAUGCAACUGUAGAUUAAAUUGCAAAAGUGCAAUGAUGCAUGGUUGAGCCGAACAUGGCACACAAUGCAGAUUUUCUUCAAUACUAGAGGAGCCAAUGGACAUCUUAUCCAAACCUCUUUCAACUGGCUAAGAAAUUCUUGUGCAUGCUGGCAUCGUUGGUUCCAUGCGAGUGUGUGUUGUCCACAGCAGGUGAAAUUUCUUGUUUAAAAAAUAAAUAAAAAGGAACCAACUAAAUUUUAAACAUUAAAAAAAAAACUGUUUUUGAAUAAAAUUUUAUUAGAACAAAAAGUCCACAAGCAUCCCCAUUCAUCCAUUCGUUAUUACAUUUUCACAUUAUAAUAUGUUCACAUAAUGUAAAGAUAUGGAAUAAUGCAAUAUGAAUGCAAAGACUUAAAUGACUUGAUUUUACAUGCUAUGUCAUCAAUUUAGUGUCAGUCUGUCAAGUGCAGGGGUGUCCAAACUUUUUGCAAAGAGGGCCAGAUUUGGUGUGUUAAAAAUGUGGGAGGCCGACCUUGGCUGACGUGCUUUACAUAG